Molecule: messenger RNA, 1392 nt
Organism: Populus nigra (black poplar)
Lineage: Eukaryota; Viridiplantae; Streptophyta; Magnoliopsida; Malpighiales; Salicaceae
Exons: 2
Coding region: 1-1392 (463 amino acids)
Molecular function (GO): protein dimerization activity
Source: RefSeq, a predicted model, not a curated record
AUGGAACUUUUAGCAUCAUACAAUGAACAAAUAGGUGCUCUUGUUUUGGGUAAUGCUCCACAAAAUGCUAAAUACACCUCACAUCAAAUUCAAAAAGAAAUUUUGCAUGUCUUUGCUAGAAAUGUUCAAUCUUCAAUUCGUCAUGAGAUUGGUGAUGCAAGAUUUUGUUUAAUUGUUGAUGAAGCUCGAGAUGAAUCUAGAAGAGAGCAAAUGACCCCUGUUAUUAGGUUUGUUGAUAGAAGUGGAUUUAUACGAGAACGAUUUUUGGAUAUAGUUCAUGUCAAAGAUACAACUGCUGCAACUCUUAAGGAAGAGAUUUCCUUUGUUUUAUCUCAUCAUAAUCUGGAUGUUCAAAAUAUUAGGGGUCAAGGGUAUGAUGGUGCCAAUAAUAUGCGUGGAGAGUGGAAUGCAUCUACAAUUGAACAUUUAGUUGAUAUUGGUGAGAUUGAAACGAGUAAAGGAGUUAAUCAAGUUGGUGGUUUGCAACGACUUGGAGAUAGCAGAUGGAGUUCGCACUUCAAAUCAAUUUGCAGUUUGAUAAAAAUAUAUGGGGCAACUUGCUUGGUUCUUGAAAACAUUGUUGUAGAUGGAUCUAUUUAUUCUCAACGUGGUGAUGCGGUCUUUUCAUUUAAGUUGCUAAUGUCAUUUGAUUUUGCACUCAUCUUACAUAUAAUGAAGGAUGUUAUGGGAAUUACUGAUAUGCUUUGCCAAGCUCUACAACAAAAAUCUCAAGACAUUUUAAAUGCUAUGCAUUUAGUGACUACUACAAAGACUUUAAUUCAGAAGUUAAGAGAUGAUGGUUGGAAAACUCUUUUAGAAGAAGUGAUAUCAUUUUGUAAGCAUCAAGACAUUGAAGUUCCUGAUAUGAAUGCUUGUUUUUCUAGUGUGGGACGAUCUCGCCGUAAACAAAAAUCAGUAACAGUUGAACAUCACUACCGAGUUGAUAUAUUUACAGCUAUCAUUGAUCAACAAUUGCAAGAGCUAAAUAAUAGAUUCAAUGAGCAGGCAAUCGAGCUUCUUCAGUUAAGCACAGCUUUAGAUCCUAGAAAUAGCUAUAAAUUAUUCAAUGUUAAAGAUAUAUGCUUACUUGUUGACAAGUUCUAUCCUCAAGAUUUUUCUGACCAAGAAAAAAUUCAUUUGAGACUUCAGUUGCAGCAUUAUGAGCUUGAUGUACCCAAUCAUCUAAAGUUAAAGAGCAUGUCAUCGAUUGCUGAUUUAUGUCAAGGACUGGUUGAAACAGGAAAAUCAACAAUUUAUCCACUAGUUGACAGGUUGAUUCGGCUUAUUUUGACUCUUCCUGUUUCGACAGCAACUACUGAACGAGCUUUCUCAGCGAUGAAGAUUGUUAAAACAAGACUUCGUAAUCGGAUGAUUUUCUUACAAAUUAUUUGA